AUGCAUUUACCAGACAAUCAGCCGCAGGAGGACCAUGACGAUGACCGUAGGGCUCGAGAAUUGUUCAACUAUUUUCAACCUGAUAAUCCAGCCCUCCUCCCAACAUGUGUUCCAAAAUAUGGUCAACCACAAAUCAAAGCAAGCCCUAACCUGGUUCUUACCUCCCUGACCCAGCUCGCGGCGGUGAAGUUAGGAGUGCAGCGCGCAAUUAUUAGCUUGAUCGGCCGGGAAACACUGUAUGUGGUCGCCGAAGCAACGCGAUCUUUGAAUUUAGGUGACAACAGCGUCUGCGAGAAUGACGGUGAUCGUCUGUGGGUGGGUUGUUCGAAUGGUCCUCUCGCGGGCACUUUGUGUGAGGAAACCAUUACACUGCAGCCGACCCCGGAAGAGAGACAUCGUUUCUUUAUUGUUAAGGAUUUGAAAGAACAUCCAACCUAUUGCAAGAUCCCCUGCGUGGCCGGUGCUCCAUACUUUCGAUACUACGCUGGGACUCCUUUGACAGCUGCUAGUGGCAUCAAUAUUGGCAGCCUUUAUGUUAUCGACCCGCGGCCAAAUAUAUGCCUAAGCGAGUUUCAUAAGGAGACACUCAGUGUCAUUGGGGAUGCGGUCAUGGAAUAUUUGGAGACAUAUCGUCAAUCGCUAGAGAGUGGUCGUUUGGAAAACCUGCUUACCGGCCUCAAUUCCUUCGUUCAAGGCCAGGACAGCGCCGACCCUAAAAAUGAACCCCUUUCGAGAACCCCAAGCUCAUCGGAGCUAGAUCAGUCACGCACACCGAGCCCCCUCACAAUACCGACCGACGGACGAGACAGCGACAAAACGAAGCUGAUUAAUAGAUCAGCAAAAGUUCAAGCAAAACUGGAAGUCAAACCCAGACUUACUCCAAACUAUACAUUGUCUACAGGGAGCUAUCAGAAAACAUCACCUGAACAGUCAAGCCUUUUGAUUGAUCACCCGACAACCAAGAAUGGAAUACUGUUUCAACGCGCAGCCCAAAUCAUGCGAAGGAGCCUUGACCUUGGAGAAGAUGGAGGUGUCGUAAUAUUCGACAGCAAUGCCGCUCCUGGGUCAGAUCCCGAUGAAGAAUCAACAGAGACAUCGUCUGCCUCUGUCCCGCUUGCUAAAAUUUGUGCAAUCUCGAGAGAACAAAGUAACACUACCGGCUGCGAGGGUCAGCGGAAUUCCCUACCAAUUUCUCAAAUGGAUCGGAGCUUUUUCAAGCGUAUACUACGCAGGUUUGGUAAAGGUGCCAUUUGGUAUUUUCACCAAGAUGGAACGCUGUUCUCGUCAAAUGAUGAUACAAGUAAAUCGGACAGCGAAGACGACGAUAAUACCUCUUCCCGGAGCCCCAGUAUGUCCCAACCACGACUCCAGCCUGUAUUGCGGGGAAAGGAUCUUCGCGCUCUGAGGAAAUACUUUCCUGGUGCUACUCGGAUUAUAUUUACGCCUUUGUGGGAUUCUUUCAAAUCACAGUGGUUUGGUGGUUGCUUUUGCUGGAGUUCGGCGGAAACUCGCAUUUUCAGUGCCCAUGUCGAGCUAGGUGGUGUUUUUGGAUUCGGCUCUUCAUUGAUGAUGGAGCAUAGUCGAAUGAAAAGCCAGGAAGCAGACAAGAAGAAGGCAGAUUUCAUCAGCAAUAUCUCACAUGAGCUUCGAAGUCCGCUGCACGGCAUCCUAGCUGCAAGUGAAUUUCUUGCCGAACAGAUCGCUUCCGAGUCGCCAAGGUCUCUCCUCGAUACCAUUUGCGCCUGUAGUCAAACCCUCUUGGAUACGUUUGAACAGAUUCUGGAUUUCACAAAGAUCAACUCUUUUCAAAAGAAGCGUCGAGAUCACACUGUUGGCUCGUAUGAGGAUCGAGGUGUGGCAAAGUCGCAUGCAUUGCCUGAGUCUCUACAGAUUCAAACUGUCACCGACAUUGUCGCUGUCAUUGAAGAUGUCGUCGAAAGCAUUGCUUUUGGUGCAACCCAUUACAAAGGCGGACUGUUUGACGAUCCAAAUUCCGUUCCAAGUGAGCACGUUGAUGUUUCCAUUGACGUAGCCCCUGGCGACUGGGUAUACCUCUUAGAGCGAGGAGCGUUGCGGCGUAUAGUCAUGAACAUAUUCAGCAAUGCCCUCAAAUACACUGAGAAGGGAUCAAUAUCGGUCCGUAUCGAGAUUAUAAAGGGGACCAAGGGCCCAGGAAACGCCAAACUUGAGAAUUGCAACACUCUUGCUUUGACAAUUUCGGACACUGGGCGAGGGAUUUCGAACGAAUACCUUCGCUCUGACCUUUUUACCGCUUUUUCACAAGAAGAUCCUUUGGCGCCCGGUACCGGGCUCGGGAUGUCCAUCGUUCAGAGCAUCCUCAAAUACCUUGGCGGUAACAUCAAAAUCAAGAGCCAAAUGGGCAUGGGAACCAUUGCCGAGAUCUCAAUCCCCCUAACGUGCCCUAAAGCCGAACGUGAAAAAGGCCAUAUGAUUACUCAAGAGCCUUCUGUGCAGUCUACGGUAGAUGAACUCCAGUCUCUGAAGCGUGAAAUCAAAGGAAAGACCGUCUCUUUCAUUCCCAUCGAAGUGACUUCACAGAAGGUUCACCCUUCAGUCAGCACAAUCAAAAAAUACUUGACUGAAUGGUAUGGUGUUCAACUUCAAACUUUGACCCUGAAUGCCCCCGCAGAUCUCAUUAUCAUCGAUGAAUCACAAAUAUCGCGCAUACUAUCAACACCAUCAUCCAAACUUCUGCUUCUUUGUCGGAGUGCGCAACCAUCACAAGCUAUCAUCCAGCAUUUGGAACUACUAUGCGGGCGCGUCGAAUGGCUUUGUCUUCCUUGUGGUCCCUAUAAACUAGCGCGCGCCAUCCGACGUUGCCUGCAAGGAAAGCCAGUGCGGCCAUCUCCACAGGCUUUCAGUGAAAAAACCUCAAAUAAUUUACCAGACUUUGACAAUGAGACAAGCAUCCCAACUGUACCCCUCGCGUGUGCAAAGCUGCCCAUCGCAAACCCAGUACAACCCUUCCCCACAACCGAAAAACUCCCCUUGACUUCAACUUCGAACACCACAAACACUACGCAACCUCACUUUCAACCACAAUUGAAAUCACAAUCUGGAAAGGAAAUUACUUCGGCCAAGAAGACGGUUGACACUGAUGCCGCAUCUGAAGGACUUCGCAUUCUUCUGGUUGAAGACAACCCUAUCAACAUGGCACUCCUCCGAAGGCUGGUCAAACAUUGUAAUCCAAGUAUUUGUCAUGCUGCUGCAGACGGCCAAAAAGCCGUUGAGGCAGUCAAGAAAUUGCCUGAAGGGUAUCAUCUCAUAUUCAUGGACAUGUCAAUGCCUGUUAUGGAUGGCUUUGAGGCAACAGAGGCUAUUCGGGCCUUUGAGUCAGAAAACCAAUGCGUAUCGCCGACUAAGAUUAUUGCCUUAACAGGCCUGGGCUCGGAUGAACAUGUGACAACGGCGUAUGCCGCAGGUGUUGAUGUAUUUGUCACGAAACCUGUUUCUAUCAAAGAAAUUGCUCGAUUGAUAGAUGAUGUCGAAAACAAGGCUCCUUGGACAGAGAAAGAGUCGCUGCGAUCGGGUCGACGAGGGUUAACGAUUUUUGAUGAUUAG
Molecule: messenger RNA, 3582 nt
Organism: Penicillium salamii
Lineage: Eukaryota; Fungi; Ascomycota; Eurotiomycetes; Eurotiales; Aspergillaceae
Source: the annotation of a GenBank genome assembly